AUGGCUCCCAAAGCUAGAUUGAACAAAUCCAAGUCUAAGGAAACUGACACCAUAAACAAAAAUAAACGUAUCAAAGAACUCUGCACCAUUGUUUUCGGAGACGUCGAGCCGAACUCCCAACUUCACAAGCCCAACACCAAAAUUCCGUUCGUUGAUUGCGACCUCGAGAAUAUCAAGCACUUGAGUGAUGAUCAUGAAGAGUACUAUAAAUUGGUUAGCGAUUGGUUCCUGCCAAUCCAAAAUCUGCGUCAUGUAGACAAUCUCAAAUUUGAAGAAAUCCAUGAAUACCACAGAUCUCACUUUUCAGAUAAAUUGAUCCGAAGCUUAACAGGAAUCCGAUUAAAAUAUGCCAGAUUCUUUCACAUAAUCGCCAUAUCGAAUGAAAUGGAGGAAAAUGCUGCGGCUGCUACAGCUGAGGGUAUUACUGUUUAA
This is a messenger RNA of Botrytis byssoidea, 432 nucleotides long. RefSeq lists its product as uncharacterized. Lineage: Eukaryota; Fungi; Ascomycota; Leotiomycetes; Helotiales; Sclerotiniaceae. The transcript has 2 exons. The record is from RefSeq and is a predicted model, not a curated record. The coding region runs from base 1 to 432 and encodes 143 amino acids.